This is a messenger RNA of Bradysia coprophila, 2457 nucleotides long. RefSeq names its product very long chain fatty acid elongase AAEL008004. NCBI's taxonomy places the organism in Eukaryota, Metazoa, Arthropoda, Insecta, Diptera, Sciaridae. Gene Ontology annotation, biological process: fatty acid elongation, saturated fatty acid; very long-chain fatty acid biosynthetic process; sphingolipid biosynthetic process. Gene Ontology annotation, cellular component: endoplasmic reticulum membrane. The record is from RefSeq and is a predicted model, not a curated record. Gene Ontology annotation, molecular function: fatty acid elongase activity.
UUUAUUGCUCUUGAGUGAACGUUCUUGCCGUCAAUUGAUUAUAUGCAAUACAAACGUGUCCUACGCGCAAAAAUUACACAUCCACUCUGUGUACUUUUUCAUUCAACAUUUUCCGACUGUGAAUCAGUUUUCUGUGGCAUUAUAUACAGUUUUUAACAUCAAGUAAAAACCCUUGAUUGAUAAGACUGCGCGCGGUUAUAGUGUUGAUAUCAAAAUAAAAUUAAAUAAAUUUCAGAUUUACCUUUUUUUGGCAUAUUAUUGAGUUGUGUUAAUUUUGUAAUAUAAAAGAGUCUAAACAAAAGUUAAAUAAAAGUGAAAUCUAAUCUGAAGUCAGUAAAUAUAGUUAACGUUUUAGUACGUGAUUUAAAUCCCUAAUUCGAAAUAGAAAAAUUAUAUCGAUUUACAUCUCCUAAGGGUACGUGCUUCCCAGCAGCAACAUAUUUCCAAUAAUAUAUAAAACAUGGCCUUAAUAAUGAGAUAUAUAGAUAGUAUGCAAAGAUAUAUGGACUCAUAUGGAGAUCCCAGAACGAAAGAUUGGCCAAUGAUGUCCUCCCCAUUCCCAACAUUAGCAGUUUGUUUAAGCUAUGUAUAUAUAGUUAAGGUUUUGGGACCAAAAAUUAUGGAGAACCGAAAACCAUUCCAAUUGCAAAAUACUCUGAUAGUUUAUAAUUUUAUUCAAGUAAUUUUUAGUGCAUGGUUAUUCUACGAGUGUCUUAUGGGCGGUUGGUGGGGACAAUACAGUUUCAGAUGUCAACCCGUGGAUUAUAGUCCCAGCGCGACAGCUACAAGAAUUUCAAUAUCCGGUUGGCUAACAGGACAUUAUAAUUUUCGAUGUCAACCAGUUGACUAUAGUAAUCACCCUAAAACGUUAAGGAUGGUUCACGCGUGCUGGUGGUACUACUUCUCGAAAUUUACAGAAUUCAUGGAUACGAUUUUCUUUGUAAUGCGAAAGAAAACUAGUCAGGUGACAACACUACAUGUUAUUCAUCAUGGUUGUAUGCCAAUGUCAGUCUGGUUCGGUGUAAAAUUUACACCAGGUGGUCACAGUACAUUCUUUGGAUUGCUUAACACAUUCGUACAUAUUGUAAUGUACACAUACUAUAUGUUUGCGGCAAUGGGGCCACAAUACCAAAGAUUUUUAUGGUGGAAAAAAUACCUUACCGCUCUGCAAAUGGUACAAUUCGUUGCCAUUAUGGUUCACGCCUUCCAACUCUUAUUUAUCGAUUGCAAUUAUCCAAGAGCAUUUGUCUGGUGGAUCGGUAUGCAUGCAGUUAUGUUCUUCUUCCUCUUCAAUGAAUUCUACAAAUCCACAUACAAAGCGAAGCAAGACCGAUUGAGACGCGAAGCUGAGCAAAAGAAAAAUGACACGCUGAAAAACGGACUCAAGCAAAACGGUAGCAUUAAAGAAAACGGAGUAAACGCGAACGGAACGAUGAAACAUCAAAACGGUGUCAUCCAUUCGAACGGUGCUGUUCACAAACACGAAAAUGGUAACGGCGUAGCCAAUGGUAGUCUUAACCAUAAAACAGAUUACAGUAACAUCGAUUCACCUACAGACUUAACAAGACGAAAAGUGCAAAAAUAGUAGCGAUUUAGGUUUAAAUAAAUUUUUUUUUUAGUUUUUUAGCAAUUGUUAAUAUUAAAAAAAAUUUGAGGGUGAAAUGAUAAACAAACAACAAGAACAGAAAAUUAUAAUUUAAAUAGAAAACAGUAAACAAAACCGAAAAAAAAACAUUAAAACUCAAUCAAAUUCUACGAUGCCACGAAACCACACACCUACAAUCAAAUAUAUCGCAAAAUCAAAUUAACGAUUGACGCGUCAUGCUGUUAGAAUGAAAAGAAAAAGAAAUAGAAAUGAAACAACUAAACGAUGAAUCAGAUUGAAUUGUGUAUUAGGUACGAAUGUAUGGAAUUUAGAGUUAAAAAAUAAAAAAAAAAUUUUUAAACAAAAAUCAAAAGUUAAUUGUCGAAUGUAUAAUAUUUCCAGUCGGUGUGAACAUAAUUUUUUUUAUAAUUAACUUCUGAGUAAGAACUUUUUGUUAACGUAUUUUUAGGUUGAAUUUCAAAUUUUUGUUUCCCUUCUUCUUUCUUUUUUAUUACUGUUUUGUGUCGAAAUUUGGGGCGCAUUUUAGUCUAAACGAAAUGUAAUUGUAAUUUUGUCUUUUUGGUAUUGAAUUCAAUUUUCUUUUUGUCUGUCUGUAUAUGCCUCCCUGGUCAUUUUUUUUCUAUCUAUUUGUUUAAAAACAAAGAAAUGUUAUUUCGCGUAAGAUUAUUGUAAAUAAUUUUUUUUACAUUUUUUUUGUUGUCAAUAAAACGAAAGCCUUAUUAGAAAUUCGACCACAUAUCAAUUUUUUAGUGUUUCGGGUUUUGUGCUGGCGAUCAAGUAUAUAAAUAUAAUUAAAUGAAAAUGAUAUAUAAAAAAAAAUUGGUUAACCAACAAUAUAAAAAAGAAAAAAA